AUGGAAUUAACACAAGAAAUAUUUGACAUGGAUUUUACCACUGAAGGCAGACUGGGAAUGCGAUGUCUGCUGCUCUCCUUUAUUCUCCUCAUAGCCUGGGAGGCGGGGAGCGGCCACCUCCACUACUCGGUCCCCGAAGAGGUCAAGCACGGCACCUUCGUGGGCCGCAUCGCCCAGGACCUGGGAUUGGAACUGGAAGAGCUGGUGCCGCGCCUAUUUCGGGUGGCGUCCAAGGACCACGAGGAUCUUCUGGAGGUAAAUCUGCAGAAUGGCAUUUUGUUUGUGAAUUCUCGGAUCGACCGGGAGGAGCUGUGCGGGCGGAGUGCGGAAUGUAGCAUCCACCUGGAGGUGAUCGUGGACAGGCCACUGCAGGUUUUCCAUGUAGAGGUGGAAGUGAGGGACAUUAACGACAACCCCCCGGUGUUCCCGGUAAAGGAACAAAGAGUGCUGAUUUAUGAAUCUAGGCUGCCAGAUUCUCUGUUUCCACUGGAGGGCGCAUCAGAUGCAGAUGUUGGAUCAAAUUCCAUCUUAAACUAUAAACUCAGUUCCAGCGAAUACUUUGCAUUAAACACGAAAACAAACAGUGAUGAAAAUAAACAAAUUGGACUCGUGAUAAGAAAAUCCUUGGACAGAGAGGAUGCUCCUGAACAUAAUUUACUCCUGAUAGCCACCGAUGGAGGCAAACCUGAGCUCACGGGCUCUGUUCAGCUGCUGGUCACUGUGCUGGACGUGAACGAUAAUGCUCCUAGUUUCGAAAGGUCUGAAUAUGAAGUGAGACUAUUCGAAAACUCAGACAAAGGAACUACAGUUGUGAGACUGAAUGCUUCUGAUCGGGAUGAAGGAACGAACGGGGCAAUUUCCUACUCUUUUAAUAGCCUUGUUCCACCCAUGGUUACUGACCAGUUUAGUCUAGAUGCAAACACUGGAGAAAUAACAAUUCAAGGGAAUUUGGAUUUUGAACAAGUAAGUUUAUACAAACUCCGCAUUGACGCGAUGGACAAAGGCCACCCUCCAAUGGCGGGUCAUUGCACCGUUUUAGUGAAAGUUUUGGAUGAAAAUGAUAAUGUUCCUCAGAUUGCAGUGACGUCCUUAUCCUUGCCUGUCCGGGAGGACGCUCAAUUUGAGGAUGCACAACUUGGAACAGUUAUUGCUCUGAUCAGUGUGACUGACCUAGAUGCAGGCGUGAAUGGACAAGUGACCUGCUCCCUGAUGCCUCAUGUCCCCUUCAAGCUAGUGUCCACUUUCAAGAAUUACUAUUCGUUGGUGCUGGACAGUGCCCUGGAUCGCGAGACUGUAUCUGACUAUAAAGUGGUGGUGACCGCCAGGGACGGAGGUUCACCUUCGCUGUGGGCCACCACCAGUGUGUCUGUGGAGGUGGCUGACGUGAACGACAACGCACCGGCUUUUGCACAACCCGAGUACACUGUGUUCUUGAAGGAGAACAACCCGCCAGGCUGCCACAUCUUUACAGUGUCUGCGCAUGACGCGGACGCUCAGGAGAACGCUCUGGUGUCCUAUUCUCUGGUGGAGCGUCGGGUGGGCGAGCGUGCGCUGUCGAGCUACGUGUCAGUGCACGCGGAAAGCGGCAAGGUGUAUGCGCUGCAGCCUCUGGACCACGAGGAAUUGGAGCUUCUGCAGUUUCAAGUGAGCGCACGCGAUUCUGGCGAUCCGUCACUUUGCAGCAACGUGACAUUACAGGUGUUCGUGUUGGACGAAAAUGACAAUGCGCCAGCGCUGUUGGGGUCUGGGACGGGGGACGUGAGCUUAGUGGUGACCCAGCUGGUGCCUUGGUCUGUAGGUGCAGGCCAUGUGGUGGCAAAGGUGCGCGCUGUGGAUUCAGACUCAGGUUACAAUGCAUGGUUGUCUUAUGAGCUACAGACGUCGGUGGGCGUCGCUCGCAGUCCCUUCCGCGUGGGACUGUACACCGGCGAGAUCAGCACAACUCGCGCCCUGGAUGAGACCGACUCGCCGCGUCAGCGCCUUUUGGUCCUGGUGAAGGACCAUGGGGAGCCAGCGCUGACUGCCACCGCCACAGUGCUGGUGUCUCUGGUGGAAAGCGGCCAGACCCCAAAGACCGCUUCUAGAAGCUUGGCGGGUACUGCCAGCCAGGAGGCAACGCUGGUGGAUGUCAACGUGUACCUGAUCAUUGCCAUCUGCGCAGUGUCCAGCCUGUUGGUGCUCACGUUGCUGUUGUACAUAUCAUUUCGGUGUUCAGCGGCGCCCACCCAGGGCGAGUGCGGGUCUGGGAAACCCAUGCUGGUGUGCUCCAGCGCGGUGGGCAGCUGGUCGUACUCGAAUCAGCGACGACAGAGGGUGUGCUCUGGAGAGGUCCCACCCAAGACCGACCUCAUGGCCUUCAGCCCAGGUCUUCCUCCGUGUCCUGGAUCUGUAGAAGGAGUGGGAGAACCACCUGUUGUUUUGGACUCCCCUGGGAAGAGACAAGAAAAGUCUCAGCAUGUCCAAUAG
Marmota flaviventris (yellow-bellied marmot) is the source of this 2466-nucleotide messenger RNA. Its product is annotated as protocadherin alpha-6-like. Gene Ontology annotation, biological process: homophilic cell-cell adhesion. Gene Ontology annotation, cellular component: plasma membrane. The record is from RefSeq and is a predicted model, not a curated record. Lineage: Eukaryota; Metazoa; Chordata; Mammalia; Rodentia; Sciuridae. Gene Ontology annotation, molecular function: calcium ion binding.